Messenger RNA from Limulus polyphemus (Atlantic horseshoe crab), 6317 nucleotides. Its product is annotated as fibrillin-2-like. The annotation marks the transcript as partial. NCBI's taxonomy places the organism in Eukaryota, Metazoa, Arthropoda, Merostomata, Xiphosura, Limulidae. Gene Ontology annotation, molecular function: calcium ion binding. The record is from RefSeq and is a predicted model, not a curated record. The transcript is spliced from 57 exons.
GACGAAUGUAAGCUUCGUCCCUGCCAUGCCAGUGCUAUCUGUGAGAACGUCCCAGGAAGCUACAACUGUCGAUGCCCUCCAGGCUUAGUUGGUGAUCCACUUGUACAUCCUGGGUGUCAUGAUCCUAACAUCUGUUACAAUGGAGACUCGGACUGCCCCGAUACAGCAGCUUGCAUUCUGGUUAAGGGUGUACCGUACUGUAAAGAUCCCCUGUGACGAUCCAACAAUGUGUGCUGCUAAUGCAAUCUGUCACACAAUCAAUCAUCAACCAGUUUGUUCCUGUCCACCAGAUUAUACAGGAAACCCACAUCUUAGAUGCGAUAAAGUUGAAUGUGUAAUAAAUGAAGAUUGUCACAGCAAUGAGAUGUGUAUAAAGAACAAGUGUAUAGAUUCUUGUAUAAGCCAGAAUAUUUGUGGAGAGAAUACUAUCUGUUUGGCACAAGACCAUCACGUGAAUUGUAGAUGUAAAGAUGGCUACUAUGGUGACCCUAUUGCUGGCUGUAGAAGAAUACUCAGAUGUGUCGGUGAUAUUGAUUGCCCAGCUGGUGAAUUUUGUUAUAAAGACGGAGUUUGUAGAAGUAGGUGUAAAUCUAAUCGUGACUGUGGAGUCAAUGAACGAUGUGAAAAUGGAAAAUGCAUCUCUAUCUGUCGAAGUGACACAGAAUGCCCCGAGGGACAGGCAUGUAUUGGUGGAAAAUGUGUGACAGUCGACAGAUGUAACUCUGAUUACGAAUGUAAUGACGUCCUAGCUUGCCGUGCUUCAGGAAAAGGCUACGAUGAUUGUCUUGACCCAUGUGCAACUACAAUAUGUGGUAGAAAUGCUCUUUGUGUUGUGAUAAACCAUCUUUCUCAAUGCGAGUGCCCAAAAGGUUUUAUUGGAAAUCCUAUAGAUGACAGAGUUGGAUGUAAAAAAGCGGAAUGUAUCACCCAUGAUGACUGUCGUCCUGAUAAAGUUUGUGAUAACAACAAGUGUGUUGAUCCCUGUAAACUGCAAAGAAUAUGUGGGGAUAAUGCCUACUGUGUUGCACAAGACCACUCGGCUAUCUGUCGUUGUCGAGAUGGUUACGAAGGGGACCCUCUGGCCGGGUGCCGUCUUAUUGACUACUGUGGCAACAGACCAUGUCACCCAAGUGCCGACUGUAAGAACAAGUUUGGAGGAUAUGACUGUGAAUGCCCUCUUGAGAGAAAUAUUGGUAAUCCGUACGGUGAACCUGGAUGUCGAGGACCUAACGAGUGUCCGAAUGGAGACGUUGACUGUCCUCCAAAUGCUGCUUGUGCUUCUGAUGGAUUGGGUCCACCAAAAUGUAAAAAUCCUUGUUUGGAGCCAGAUGUUUGUGGUCCAAAUGCUCUUUGUCGUGUUGAAAACCACAGAGUAAUAUGCUACUGCCCAGAGCAGUUCACUGGAGAUCCUAACGAGUUAAGCCGUGGCUGUGUUCGAUUGCCCACCGUGUGUAGCAAUGAUCGUGAAUGUCCUGCCGGGCUUGUUUGUGAUAACAAUAGAUGUAGACCUCCCUGUCAUUCAGAUCCAGACUGUGCUCUAGGAGAACUGUGCAUACAAGGUCACUGUAUACAGGGCUGUAGAGAGGACUCUGACUGUUUGGGUGGUGAGAUCUGUGUUUCUCGCAAAUGUGUUGUUGGAUGUAGAACUGACAACGACUGUGCCCUAACUGAAUCGUGUGUGCUGAAUAAAUGUCAAAACCCGUGUAUCACUAAUGGGGUGUGUGGAAUUAAUGCUCUCUGUAAAGUAGUGAAUCAUAAAUCUGAAUGCUACUGUCCACCAGGGUUCUCUGGUGAUCCUCGGACCAGCUGUAUUAGAGAACAACCUAAGUGUCACAGCGAUGCUGAUUGCCCUCCAAACUACUUCUGUCUGAAUGGACAAUGUAAAGUGGAGUGUACAAUAGAUGGCGAUUGUGCUGUUGGAGAAAAGUGUUUCAGCUAUCGUUGUAUCGAGCUGUGUCGAAGUGAUGAUGACUGUCAACAUAAUGAAAUUUGUGUGAGCAACCAUUGUCAAAUUGGUUGCCGCACAAGUGACCAGUGUGCUCAACAUCUAGCCUGUAUUAGCAACCAAUGUAGAGAUCCAUGUGAAGGAAAGGCUACUUGUGGUCCAAAUGCAAUCUGCAAGGUAUCAAUCCACCGAUCUGUUUGUAGCUGUCCCCCUGGCUUUGUUGGUAGACCUAAUGCCAAUGUGGGCUGUAUUCGUGAGCCUACCAUCUGUACAAACGAUGUUGAUUGCCUCAGUGGUUACUAUUGUUUUAAUGGACACUGUAGGGUUGCCUGUAGUAGUGACAGAGAUUGUGCGGUGAAUGAAAGAUGUGUCCUAGGAAAGUGUGUCGUCCAAUGUGUACGAGAUAGAGACUGUCCUUCUGGAGAAUUCUGUGAACAUAACAAAUGUAUAGUUGGUUGUCGAGCUGACACGGAUUGUCCAUUCAAUGAAGCAUGCAUCAAUAAUCAGUGUCUUAAUCCAUGUGGAAGUCAAACAGCAUGUGGAACAAAUGCCUACUGUGAGGUCAAAAACCACCAGAUUGACUGUAUCUGUCCACCAGAACUUUCUGGUGAUCCUUUUAUAGAGUGCAUAAGAGUGACACGAACUUGCAACGUUGAUGAUGAAUGUGGCCUAGGAAGACACUGUGAAGUUUCAAUAUGUACAGUUAGUUGCAGUAGCGACAAUGAAUGUUUUGACAAUGAAAAGUGCAUAGAUAGGCGUUGUAGAGUGAUUUGCACAAAUGACAACAGCUGUCCUAACGGAUACAUUUGUGAUUCUGGACGAUGUAUACCUGGAUGUCGGUCAGACAUAGAAUGUCCUUUGACAGAUGCUUGUAUACACCGUCAGUGUAUCAAUCCUUGUGACAGUCCCACAUCAUGUGGUACAAAUGCCCAGUGUAAACCUGUUAACCACAGACCUUAUUGCACUUGCAUUCCUGAUUACACUGGAGACCCACGUGUGGAAUGUACGAAAGUGGAAUGUGUCAUUGAUUCUGAUUGUCACCAAGGAAAGAUUUGUCAGAACUAUCACUGCAUAGUGGGUUGUAGAUCAGAUCAGAGCUGCCAGAGUAACGAGGUUUGCAUCCGAAGACAAUGUCAGGACCCUUGUCAGUUUAGCGGAUCAUGUGGUUUCAAUGCUCGCUGUAAAACUGUUAAUCACCAACUUGAUUGUAGCUGUUCUGUUGGUUAUACUGGAAACCCUAUUUUGGAAUGUUUCAGAAUUAUUGGACAUUGCCAGUCUGACCAAGAUUGUCCUCCAGGCAAGGAAUGCAAGAACAACCGAUGUGAAGAAAAAGUUGAAUGCCAUGUCGAUAGCGAUUGCUUGCUAAGGCACAUUUGUCAACGAAACAAAUGUUUUGUGGGCUGUCGAACAGAUGAUAAUUGUCCCCUUGAUCAGGGCUGCUAUGUUGGAAGAUGCCAGAAUCCAUGUACUAUAAGAGGAUCUUGUGGCAGUAAAGCUGAGUGUACACCAGUUCGACACAAAGCGGUGUGUACGUGUCCAGCUGGAUACACGGGAAAUCCCCUCUUGGAUUGUAAACGAAUUGGAGAAUUUUGUGAGACAGACCGACAGUGUUUACCAGGAUACAUAUGCCAGAAUGGAAACUGUGUGGUUUCCGUUGGAUGCACUUCUGAUAAUGACUGUGACCACGGGAAAAUCUGUGAAAACACUAAAUGUAUCUAUGGAUGUCGAGCAGACAGUGACUGCGAGUUUGACAAAGCAUGCAUACAGAGGAAAUGUCAAAAUCCAUGUAACUUUGACGCUUGUGGAACAAAAGCCGAUUGUCUCCCUGUUAGUCACCAGGCCGUGUGUCGCUGUCCUGUAGGUUAUACUGGAAAUCCCAAGUUUUUAUGCACCACAGUUGUGGAAGAAUGCUAUGUUGACAGUGACUGCGAACUCGGAAAGCUGUGUAUCAGUAAUAGAUGCAUUGUUGGAUGUCGUUAUGAUAUUCAUUGUCCUUAUGACAAGGCAUGCAUUAAUGGACGUUGUAGAAGCCCAUGCAAUACCAGAACUGCUUGUGGCAUUGGAGCACUUUGUAGAGAUGUUAAUCAUGCAGCAGAGUGUACCUGUCCACCCAACUUCCGAGGUGACCCUAAGGUGCGAUGUGUCCGUGACGGAGGUCCUCAGUGUGGAGUGGGUAAAGAUUGUCCAAGUGGCUUUGUCUGCAAAGAUAACAUCUGUGUUUACGUUGAAGAGGGAUGUAAAGCAGACACAGCUUGUAGUCCAGGGGAGAUAUGUGAAAAUGGAAAAUGUAUAGUUGGGUGUCGACGAGACUCUGAUUGUACCUUUGAUAAAGCUUGCAUCAACAGCUACUGUGUCAAUCCAUGUACCACUCAAAACGCAUGUGGUCAGAAUGCACACUGUCGACCAGUUGUCCAUCGUCCUUUGUGUACCUGCCCGCCGGGUUUCAGUGGAAGUCCCUUUGAUUACUGCGUAGAAACACCUUCUGACAUAUGCUACACCGACAGUGACUGUCCAGUUGGAAAAAUCUGUGAGAACAGCAAAUGUAUUGAUGCUUGUCGCACAGACGACUCCUGUUCUUAUGAUAAAGCAUGUAUAAAUCGUCGCUGUCAAGACCCUUGCAGUUUCUACGGAGUUUGUGGAGUCAAUGCCGAUUGCCGUUCAGCAAAUCACAAAGCUAUCUGUGAAUGUCCUAUUGAUUACACUGGAAACCCAGAAGUGAUGUGUACUUUAGGAAGAAUAGAUGAAGAUGAAUGCAAAGUAGAUGAAGACUGUAGUUUUGGUUUCAUUUGUGUGCAAGGAAAAUGCAUUGAGGGUUGUCGUAGUGAUGACAACUGUCUCCCUACCAAGGCCUGCAUCAUCCAGCAGUGUCAAAACCCUUGUAGUCAGCCAAAUGCUUGUGGCAUCAAUACCAACUGUCAACCCGUUUUCCAUCGUCCCAUUUGUACAUGCCAACCUGGAUUUGUUGGUGAUCCCAAUGUGGAGUGUCAACUUGUGGGUAAAGGUGAAUGCAAAACUGAUCCGGACUGCCCUAUUCAACACAUCUGUGAUGACAGCAAGUGUAUCAUUGGAUGCAGAACAGACCAGAACUGUGCAUAUGAUGAGGCUUGUAUCAAUCGCAUCUGCCAAAAUCCAUGUAGUUUUUAUGGGGCGUGUGGAAGAAAUGCCAUUUGUCAACCAAUCAAUCAUCAGCCUGACUGCUCUUGUCCUGCAGGUUACAUUGGUAAUCCCAACGUCGUGUGUAACAAAGAAACUAUACCUGUGGAAUGUACUCAUGACCAAGAUUGUGUGCAGGGGAAGAUUUGUGACAACAACCACUGUAUUGUGGGUUGUCGUCAUGACAAUAAUUGUCCCUUGGAUCGAGCUUGUAUCAAUGGUCAGUGUCAGAAUCCAUGUUUACUGCCUCACAGUUGCGGUCAAAAUGCUCACUGCAAUCCAUCCAAUCAUAGACCAGUGUGCACCUGUCCGUACAACUUCCGUGGAAAUCCUCUUAUUAAAUGCGAACCUGUUCCUGAUGAUUACUGCACAAAUGACAUUGAAUGUCCGAUUGGAAAGAUUUGUAAAAAUGAACGAUGUAUAGAGGGUUGUCGCGACGACGCAAACUGUGCAUUCGAUAAAGCCUGCAUCAAUGCAAUUUGUCAGAACCCUUGUAGUAUCUAUGGUGCCUGUGGAGUAAAUGCUGUCUGUAAGCCUAUUAAUCAUGACCGAGUGUGCAGCUGUCCUCCUCAGUAUACCGGAAAUGCAGGAGUUCAGUGUGUCAAGAUUCCUGUUCUGACAGAAUGCCAAACAGAUCCAGAUUGUCUUCCAGGUCUGAUCUGCCAGAAUGAAAGAUGUAUCGUUGGUUGCCGAUCAGAUAGAAACUGUCCAAUCGACAAAGCUUGUAUCCUUGGUCAAUGUGUUAAUCCCUGUGAACAGAGUGGUGCUUGUGGUCAGGAAGCAUUAUGUCAACCUGUUAAUCAUCGUCCCGUGUGCCGUUGUCCGAACAGAUACACGGGAGAUCCAAAUAUUCUUUGCUCAAGAGUUGAAGAUAUAGAAUGCAGGCGAGAUGAAGAAUGUGCCAUUGGAUUUAUCUGUGUCAGAUCUCAGUGUAUAGCUGGAUGUCGGACACACAGCAACUGUCCAUUCGAUGAAGCCUGCAUCAACAGGAUAUGUCAGAAUCCAUGUAACAUCGGAGGAAUCUGUGGAGUUAACACACUGUGCCGUGCUCUUAACCAUGAAGCUGUAUGCACCUGUCUUCCAGGAUAUACUGGAUCACCUCUAAAACAGUGCACUCUAGUUCAGUAUGAAUGUGAAAUUGACAAAGAUUGUGGAUCCGGUUAUGUAUGUGUUAAUAAACAGUGCAAAGGUAAGAACAUCUUUAAUAAAAAUCAUAUUU